Messenger RNA from Astrephomene gubernaculifera, 5086 nucleotides. NCBI's taxonomy places the organism in Eukaryota, Viridiplantae, Chlorophyta, Chlorophyceae, Chlamydomonadales, Astrephomenaceae. The record is from the annotation of a GenBank genome assembly.
CAAGCACGCUUGAGAAUGCUAUAUGUUAGUUAGUAGUACUGUAUCAAGCUUCUCAACGCUGGUUACAAGACUGCACGUCGACACGAGUGGUAAAGCUCAAUUGUUUGCGAAGCCAGGAUACCGGUACCUUUAACACCUGAAAAUGGGCGGCAGCUGUAGCCAUACGGUGGACGCUUGGGCUCAUUUGGCCACAACGGACGAGAUUCGGGAUGCUGUUAAAGGCAUCGACGCCUGGCAAAAAGCCCAAGAGCAGAACAAGGCCUCAGGCGGCGCCCAACAUGCUGCUACUUCGGGGCCGUUGCUUGCCCGGGUCGGCGGCAUGGAUGUAGUGAAACGCGUCGUGGAGGCAUUCUACCGCAAACUAUACGGCAACGAAAAGCUGCUGCCGUUUCUGCACGACCGCGACAUCGUGUACCUUCGAGCCAAGCAGUCCGCCUUCAUGUCCUGGCUGUUCGGGCCCCCGAAUGUGCCGUACACCGGCAAGCACCUUCGCGUGGCGCACCUGCGCAUCAUCAAGCAGCGCGGCUUCACGCCCGAGGAUUACGAACUGGGCAUGAAGUACUUUGAGGAAUCAAUGCGAGAACUUGGGGCGCCGGAGGCAAUCAUUUCGGAGGUGUUGGCGAAAGUCCGCCCGUUCAAGGAUGUCAUCUUCACUCCAUGCAGCCGAGACGCGGAGGAGGAGGCGCGCUGGGCCAUGGAGGAACGCCUGAAGGAGCAGGCCAAGGAGCAGGCCAAGGAGCAGGAGCUGCACAAACAGACCAGCCGUUCCUCCCGCUCGCAGCUCAACACGCAGGUGUCCAGUUCUCAAAUCCUCAUGACCUCCGCUAGCCGCAACAUGAGCCGGAACAUCAGUCGCAACGUCUCGCGUGGGCCGCAGUGCCCCUUCUCCGGAGGGCAGGUCUCUGGUCAGUUCAGCGCCGCCCUUGUCGCGGGCGUAGCUGGCGCCACAGGCGACGACGUGACUGGUUCCUGCCCUGUGAUUGCCGAGGAGCCCGGUGAUGAGCUGGAGGCCACAGCAGCGGUUGCUGCAGCUGCUGCUGCGCAGGGCAGCCUUACGACACGUCCUGCUCGCGCGACAGGCUCUUACACCUCGCUGGGCUCCCAAAGCAAGAAGUCCCUUACGAUUGCCUGCCCAGCAAGCGAUGCAGCAAUAAAUGCAUCGGACAAGGCCGUCCUGCAGCUGCCGGUCGAACGAAUUCCCUCAUCCCAGCGCAUGUCUGCCGCCAUCGGCACAGCCGUACCCCGCCCCUCGUCGGGCUGCCCCUAUGCGGCCUCCUCCGUGACAGCAGCGGUUCCCGUCGUCGCUGCCUCCUCCCUCUCGGCAACGGCAGCCCAGACGUCCUCAGCAACAACCUCUUGGGUGCCCUCGGCGGCACCUGCAGUGCAACCCACGCUGCGCUCCCCAGGGGAGUCCUCGGGCGGUGCGGCCUCCCCAGCCCACAGCGCCUCUUCCCCUGCAAGCAGCCGGCCGGCCUCCGCCUCCUCAUCCUUUGGCGUCACGGCUGCGGCGGCGGCCGCCGUAGCUUCAGAGGAAGCCCGUCAGGCGUUGCUCGACAAGAGCCAACAAGAGGGAGGGCUGGAUUCCUCAACAGCGCGACCGAAGCGUGGUGUGGCAGAGUCCCGGUCUACGGAUAGCGGCGGUGAUUACGCCGCGGAAGCUGCUGUUGCUGUGAGCGCUGUUGCUGCCGCUGGCGGCGGUGGCGGCAUCAGCGGUAACAGGUCUGGCGCAGUGGAUGUCGUAGACGAGUUCAUGUCUGAGGUGUUUGGCGAGGGAAGCACGGGCACGCCGGACUCGACGGCAGCGCCGGCAUCGCGAGUGAAGGCGGCGACGAGCUCGGGCAUGUCGGCACCAACAGCAGCAGCGGUGGUGGUUCCCUCGAAAUCGCGGACGGUAGGUGGCGGUGUUGACAGCAACAGCGCCCCCAGGGUGCCGCCGGCUGCGGCUGUGAAGCAGCACAGGCAGACCGCAACGGGUGCGAUUGGCGGCUCCGUUGCAGCGGCCAGCAAAGGUCGUUCCACCAAGCCCGUUGCCAAGAAGAUGUUUUGAGUUUUGAGGUGAAUCAGGGAUGAUCCGUCCGCAGGCAGCAUAUCUGCAGGCAGACCUUGGAAGUGGAUGCGUCACAACAACGGUGCCGGUCACAGCGUUGGUGCCGGGGGCCCCGCCAGCUCGCGUGAGGGCUGGGUCGACUUCGGGCAUGGCUUCAACAGCAGCAGCAGCAGCGGGGGCAGCAGCGGUGUUGUCGCCCCUGCAGACGCGGACUUUGGCAGGGACUGUCGAGGACAGCAGUGGCAGCAGCAGCAGCGGCAGCAGCAUUUGUGGCGGCUGUCAGAUACAGACGCCGGCUGCAAUUGCCAGACAGCACAGGACGAGUGGAACGGGCUCGGCGACAGGUUUCAAUAUUGCACCUGUAAAGCCCCGCUCAAAGCCAUGGGCUUAGUCGACUUGGACGUUUGGAAGUGACGCCGUGAACUUUAGACGGUUUGGACUUCAGGCUACCAACAGUUUGCUGCCCGUAGAAGCGCUUCCGUGAGUCGAAACUUAGAGUUGAGUGGUUUUUUUUACAGUCAAUUGAUGUCUCCCGCUCCGGGAUAAGGCAAUGUGUUGGGCCUAUUCCAUGCGGUGUAGAAUCAACACUAUUUUGCAGACCUUCUAGCCAACGGGUUUCCCGCUUGUGUUGUGUGUCUGUUUCCGGGAGUAUGUGAGGCCGCAUGCGACUACCGUUAAAGUGCAAUGAUGUUGGAUGGAUGGGGAAAGAUCUCUGCUUUUACUGUGUCUGCCGAGUUACGGAAGCGGGCAAUGUGCAGGACCGUUUUCGUCGUAAUCAGCAGCAGCAGGCCCCAAGGUCUUUGAACGAUACGGGGCGCACGGCAAUUGCUUCCCCGACGGCUUUUGCAAAUGGCUUUUGCAUUUGAAAUCCGAGCGACCAGAUGUGUUAUGAGGUGGGUUUGAUGGCUGUUUGACUGAUAUAUGGGUGUACUUGGGUGUGCUGUACUACUUAGGUGGGUGCAGCAUCAGGGGAUUCAAGAAGCGGGGUAAAGGGUUGCUUGCAAUGAAUUGCAGGAGUGCUGGGUUAGACCCUUCAAGGAUGCGUCCGGGGCACGUAAAUGACAUGGCGGUUACCCAAGUUAACAGUUGGUUGAUGAGUGGCGGUUGCGUGGUAUGGUGCUCUGCAUUGAAGUGAAAGACCUGGGCGCAAAUGCAUGAGUACGAGGACUAAGGGGGGUUGGACGGUUAUAUGCCAACUGCUUCCUUCCAUGCUGUGAAAUGGAAGGUUGCUGGGGCGAACGCAGGUGCGCAGAAUCUCCUGCCAUCUUUGUCCUUCAGCUUACCCUGAUUUUACAAUUGUGUUAUGGAACUGGUUGUUAUGUUUUCACGGACCGCUAUUCAGAGGUAGCGAGAGCUUUAGACAUAGAGACAUGGGUGACAUCGUACGUUCACAUCGUCCUCUCCUCGCCAAAGAGGGAGGAAUUUAUAUUCUGGCCCCCCGUUUUGGCCCUCGCUUAUCCACGCCCUGUCCACGCGUUCAUGGCGAGAUGUGCCCAAAGUUCAAGAGCCUGAUGACCACAUGACUAAGCUUACCAUGACUAAGCUUGAUGCCUUAUGACAAAUGUGGGAAGUGCAGUGUGCGUGCGUUUGUCUAUUGCGUCCUAUACGUGAGUAUACCUUCAUUUUGUGCUAGCUGCAGCUCUGGUGCCCGCCUGCCUCAGUGGCUGAUUGGGAUGCGCUCUUAGCCCUGGCCUAGCCAGCAUCUAUCAUGUUGCAAAGGAGCGCCGACGAAUUAUUGACGAAUUGUGAGUUUUGGCAUAACUACAACAUCUACAAUGACGGCGACCUUUUGAUGGAUCAAUGGCGGAUCGAUUCAGCAGUCGGUGCUGUGCGUAGAAAACGAAUAAGUCUAGACGACUGUGCGUGGCUCGCCUGAUAAUAACUAAGAAUGGGCGCACAGCAGUUUUCUGUGGGGGUUAUCGCCUUUGUUCCUGGUUGGCUCUGCGUUACAUUGCCUGUUGGGGCAAUCUGCUACUGUUAUUCUGGGGAGCCUGCAGCAACCGUCUUGGAAAUGUUUACACAAGGCACGUCUUGGGCCUUGCUUGCUGGAGCGUUCCUGUCUAUUCAUAAUCGAUAACUUGUCAUUUGGUCCUGAUUGUUGCGUGUUUUUUGUAGUGGGUGGCGUGAAUUGACUAGUAGCACUGCUGGUCCUUUCAAUGCGCAGCAAUGCGAAGAUUGCAACAAUAGCAGCUCUUCACAGGGCGGGUACUCCCUUUGCCCUUUGGCGCUGCGGGCUGUUGCUGUUUUGGCGCGACGAUUAUGCAUGGAUGUAUGGUGAUUGUAGGGUUUGGAGGUGAGCACGGCGCCGUACGGGUCGUUUGCAAGUGUAGCAUAUGUUUGGUAUGUCCCGGACCGCACACUGAACGAGGAGUUCGUGCAGGGUCCAACAGGGACGUUCAGCGGUAAGGACAUCUUUGGUACUAUUUCCGUCGUACCGACUAUUUCGGUCUAUCGGUUGUAUUUCGCCUCGGAUUAUCGUAGUCAAGGGAAAGGUUCUGUCUCUUUCCGCAGCGUAAUCGAGGGUGCCGUACCUUCUACGACGUCUCAGGUUUGGGUGCGGUACAUGUCACGCACGGAUGAUGACACUCUGUGAGCUGUUUCGCGUUUAGUGUUGGAGUUUGGGAAAUGGAGCUGUUGCCUUCCGCUCGGCUCUGGGACGUACGAGACGCAUAACCGUGUGGCAUUGUGCUCUGCUAGUCACUGACCUUUUAAUAUGGAAAUAUGCUUUUGCGUUGGCGACGGUAGUUUUUGAAAAGCGUGUUGGCUGUUAUUUAUCACACGGUGUGCCCCUUCAAACCGGUACGCCCAUGAUAUCGCAUCUAAAGGACAUGGUUGAAAAAUGUGCUUUGGCGGAAGUAUGGCGUUCGCUUUGUCACAGCCAUUACCAAAGAAUGGCUGUCUAGUAUUGCUACCUAUAUUGUGUCUGUGCUUCGGACAUAACUUGUGGCAAACAAUUAUUACCUCACGCUUUGCUCAUGUCAAAUAAAGGAAGACAGAGAAGGCAUGACCUGCUGAUACCGGUGCGUACCUCUCCUCCUG